This is a messenger RNA of Stegastes partitus (bicolor damselfish), 8268 nucleotides long. It is a transcript of the gene mrtfba, whose product is annotated as myocardin related transcription factor Ba. Gene Ontology annotation, biological process: smooth muscle cell differentiation; positive regulation of transcription by RNA polymerase II. The coding region runs from base 339 to 3638 and encodes 1099 amino acids. Gene Ontology annotation, molecular function: transcription coactivator activity. NCBI's taxonomy places the organism in Eukaryota, Metazoa, Chordata, Actinopteri, Pomacentridae. The record is from RefSeq and is a predicted model, not a curated record. The transcript is spliced from 17 exons. Gene Ontology annotation, cellular component: nucleus.
UCCGAACCCAGACCAGUCGCAGCCAUUUUCCUCCGCGAAAUAAACUUCAAUCUCUAUGCUAGACGGGGGGAAAACCCAAAAACACUUCAGACAAUUCCGUUGACAUUCAAGGAUACCUCGUUGUGGGCCGCGGCUCGAAUGGAACCGGCUUUCAAGUCUUCGCAAUUCGGUUCAACCCGAUGGCUUAGCGUGAGUCUUGGCAGCAACUAACCCAGACAUCUCUUCCUUCCGUCCCUUGCUGUCUUCUGUUACUACAGGUAGCGGGGAGACAUAACACAAAGGGACGGUGACCCAUACUCCUCUUGCUUGGCUCCACCCCAAUCCCCUCCUGAGGCAGGAUGGAGCCCCAGGGGCAGCUCGGAGUGGAAGGGGAUGGUGGGAUGUCAAAUCUACUGGUACCCAGUCCCCAGAGCGAGGCGGUGACCCACGAGAUGGAGGAGCUGUCGCUGCAGCCCACGCAGAGCCUGCCGCCGCUCAAUGAACGCAAAAAUGUGCUGCAGUUGAGGCUUCAGCAAAGGCGUACCCGCGAGCAGCUGGUGGACCAGGGCAUCAUGCCACCUCUGAAGAGCCCGGCAGCUUUCCAUGGGCAGAUUCGGAGCCUGGAGAGAGCCAGGACUGAGAACUUCCUAAAGCACAAGAUCCGCAGUCGCCCAGAGAGAGCAGAGUUGGUCAGGAUGCACAUCCUGCAAGAGACCGGAGCAGAGCCCUCCCUGCAGGCCACUCAGAUGAAGCUGAAGAGGGCCCGACUGGCUGAUAACCUCAAUGAGAAGAUCGCCCAGAGACCAGGCCCGAUGGAGCUGGUGGAGAAAAACAUCCUGCCAGUGGAUUCCAGCCUUAAACAGGCCAUUAUUGUGGGCCAGGUGAACUACCCCAAGGUUCUGGAUGAAGACAGCAGUGAUGCCCUGUCUCCGGAGCAACCAGCCAGUCAGGAGUCUCAGAGCUCUGUCCCCUCACCAGGGGACAACAGAAUGCCAGAGACACCGUCUCCAGUCAUGGCAACAGCGCCACCACCCAGCACCAUGCUGCAGGCCCUCCCAACAACAGACUUCAGGAAAGUGAUCUCCACCAAUGAGCAGCCCAUCAGCCGCCCAGCUGUCCCUCCUGCUCAGCCGCUCACUACAGCUGCUCACCCAAAACCAGGCCCAACCCUGGUGAAACAAAGCCAGCAGAAAGCUCCCUCAGAGAAGAGUCGCAGCAAGAAGGGCAAAGAGCCAAAGCCAAGGGUGAAAAAGCUCAAGUACCACCAGUAUGUUCCACCAGACCAGAAGCAGGAGGCCAGCGAGGCGCCCAUGGACUCGUCGUAUGCCCGAUUAUUGCAGCAACAGCAGCUGUUCCUGCAGCUGCAGAUCCUCAGCCAGCAACAGCAACACUACAACUACCAGACUAUAUUACCAGCACCUCUCAAACCUGUGGCGGAGGGUCAGAGCAACAGCGCCGGCACCCUGCCAACUUCUAUUGUGGUGUCUUUGCCCACGGCACCUCCACCUCCCCCGCUGCCUCCAGCUCCAACUCGGCCAAACAACUCGCUAUCCAACCGCAAGCCAGGAGUCUUGCCUGCCAACCUGGAGGAGAUGAAGGUGGCUGAGCUAAAGCUGGAGCUCAAGCUGCGUGGGCUCCCAGUGUCGGGAACAAAGACCGAUCUGAUAGAAAGACUGAAGCCUUUCCAAGACAAUCCCAGCACCACUGCUCCUACCACCAUUCCUGCUCCUGCCACUACCACCUUCUCAGCCAUCCCCAUGGAGGUCACCACAACUUCCGCCCCUGCCGUAGUCCUUCCAGUCCAGCAGGUGGCUCCAGAGAAUAUGAGCUCCACGCCGCCGGUCUCACCCAUUCCUCCUGAGCCCGCCAUCCUCCAGCAGGACAUAGGUAUGUCCGAGGCUCUAUCUGAGAUUCAAAUGAUGAGCUCUGGUUCGAUAGGACCACGGUCCUCCCCACUGCUGCCUUUUCGCGUCCCAGAAGAAAAGGACAGAAGGCUCCAUGAGAAGGAGCGGCAGAUAGAAGAGUUGAUGAGGAAGCUGGAACAGGAGCAGAAGUUGGUGGAGGAGCUGAAGAUGCAGUUAGAGGUGGAGAAAAGAUGUCAGGGUGGCAGCCCUGCCGACUCUAUCUCUGUACCUCCCCAGCUCACAUCUGUUCCUUCCAUUAACUCUCUUCCUGCUGUCCUCAAUUCAAAUGUAGUCAAGAUGGAGGGUACAGUCCUGUCAAACUGUUCAUCCACCGCUGCUGCCAUUCCAAACUCAAUCCUGGCCUCCCAGGCACUCACAGCCCCCCUGCCAACAGUGGUGAAGUUGGAGGAUGUGACUGUUUCUUCUGGCAAGCCCCUCCAGCUCCAGACCCAAACCCAGCUAAUCACCCAGAUCCAGUCCCAAGCCCAGCCUCAAGUAACCCCCAGCCCUCAGCUCCUGUCCCAACCCCAGAAAAGUCCCAAACUGCAGACCAAGCCUCAGGCGCAACCCGCAGCCCCCAGCCUGCAGCAGUUCUUCAUCAGCCAUGCAGGUGGAGUCUCCCAGGUGCUGGGUCAGCCUCAGACCCUGCUAACCACAUCUGGGCAGCCUCAGACCCUGCUGACCACCACUGGCCAGGCUGGAACUCAGAUCCUCCUCCCAGUGUCCCUGCCCAACAACGCUACUGCAAUCCAGCUGCCAAGCACCACUGUCAGCCUGCAGCCUGUUCUCCAGGCCACAGUCUCAAAUCCAGGCCUGGUCCAGGCUACAGUUCCUCAGCUGCAGACCACUAAGAUGGAGAUGGCACCCAGCCAGCAGCCGCUGCUACAGACUUUGACUAUGUGCAAUAACACUACUGGUUUGGAGAACCAGAAUAGACCUGAGUUGAAUCCCCAGUGUUUCCUGAGGAGCUCCCCAGACAACCGAGUCUCUCCGCGGGCUUCACCCAACCACCACCACCACAUCUCCAACGGACCCCUAAAUAAGUCUCCCUCUCCUCAGCCCACCUUCAUACUGCAGCCCGCCUCCCUGGUCGCUCAGCCUCCCAAGACAAGAGAGCCUCCACGUUACGAGGAGGCCAUCAAACAGAGCCGCAACAUGCACAUCAACAAUGUUUCACAGGUUCCCACGGCAACCAGUCAGCAAAUGGAUGACUUGUUCGACAUCCUUAUAGAGAGCGGAGAAAUCACUCCAUUUAUCCAGCAGGACCCUCCAGUGCCUCUCACCAAGACCCUCCCAGUCACAGCCAACAUCACCACUCUUCCAGUCAACACCGUUCUGUCCAGACCUCCUCCACAGAUCCAGGUGGCCCCCCCUCCCACGCUGAGCUCCAUCAUCAACCCCACCUUGCCCAGCCUCUCCUCUCUGGCCACAGACAAUCAACUGGAGGCCUUUCUGGAGGGGACUCUGGCUGACACGUCGCCAGCGUCGGACCCACGCACUCAGGGCCUGAUGGAGGAGCUGCAGGCCCAGCUAAUGGACCAGCAGCCCUACUCGCCCAUGGACACGUCCGACCUGUCCUUCUGCGACUCCUCCUCGCCUCCAUCCUCGCUCAACAUGGGCCUGUCUGACCCGGCCCUGGACAACAUGGAGUGGCUGGACCUCACCAUGCCUCCGGGUUCUGCCGGGGUGCUGACACCGCUGGGGAUCCCGACGGACUUCCUGGACACACACGACCUGCAGCUGCACUGGGACUGACGGAGGGUUGGAUAAGAAAGACGGAGGAGAGUUUGAAGAGCAGCUGAGCCAGGAGUCGAGGGAUGAAGAGGAAAGGGAAGGGAGUGGCAGCUGCAAAGAGGUUGGGUUACCACAUUUUAAAUAAAGGAAUAGAGAGCAUGGCAUCUCUGUGCCAUAUCACUCUUCAAUCAGUGCAUCCACACCAUCUGUAAUAUUCCCACCACUCUCCAGGAGGAGACGCUGUGCAGGCUGAUUCUAGAGGAACCACAAGUAGGAGUUUGCACAGCUUUAAAAGAGGGCCUGUUAUAGCCAGGAAAACGUCCGCACUAAGGUGAUCGUGGUCACUCGUCGUAUUUGUGAUAAAGGGAUUUUAGACAGCUUUUUGGCAUCUGAUGUCACGAUUUUAAGGAUCAUUUACGGAGCCAAGGAGACAGAGCCAAAAUCAGACUGCGAGAACGGACUGUUUGUAAAUACAGUUUAAGCCACACUAAUAGAUGAAACUGUGUCCAUUUUACUGCCUGAGCACAGUGGCUGAAUGUGUAAAAGGGUUUCUGGAGGUGGUCUGAUGAGAAGGCCUUGGAUCCACUGAAGCAUACUGUGCCAUAUGAGGUUACAAAAGCUGGUGGUUACAACAGAACUGUCACUCUAAACGAUAUUUCUAAUGGCUGUAAUUAGCAAUUGAAAAGAGAUUCGAUUCUCGAUAAAGAGACGUUUGAGGCUUGCCCUGGGAUCAUCAGCGCUUUAGGAUGUCAGUACUGACCACCUGGGACAGCUUAGACUAAACCAGUCUAAGUGCUUUGAGAAGUCACCUCGAUCCGUCUGAGGUGCUGGACAGUCGUGUCCAUCUGCUGCUUCUUGAUCCGAAGCCAGACGUCCUCAGUAAGUCAGUCAGUCACUAAGCCAAGUUGUAAAGGGAUUCCUAGAUGAGAGCAGGUCAAGCCUCUGUUCACACUGGUUCCACUUAACUGUGGAUGACAUGUUUGCUGACUAAUCUGAUCCGAUUGUAUCAGACGUGACUGUUUUCUCCUGACUUAUCGUGACCGCCCCGGUCAAAGCUGAACAACCAAUGACUCUAAAAAAAGAUUCGACGAGAGGAGGGAGCUCCUCCAUCAAUGUGAGAGCUAUGCACUAAAGAGGCCGAGAGAUCAGACGAUGAGCCUCAUCCACCUCAGAACAAGGAAAUGUGAACACUGCAUAUCCAAAGUGAUGGGCGUACGGAUCACGUUGCCACCUCUGGAGAUACUGCAGCUUUCCGAGUCUCUUAUUUUGAAUGUACUUUUAAAAAAUAUCUAAAGAAAAAACAAAAAAAUAGGACUUAAAAAAAGUUGGCAGCUUUUUUUUUCCUCUGAUGAGUAAACUGACAUAAAACAGUGGAAAGGGAACAAGUAUCAGUUUAUGCAGACACACAUCCAUAAUAGCUGUGCUGCUGGUUAUAUCAAGGAAUAAAGAUGUCUUCGACGAGCUUUAUAUCUAGCUGUCCUACACUAUCCCUGCACUUUGUCCGUGUGUGUGCGUGCGUGUGUGUGUGUCAGGAUGGGAAAUAACUGCAUCGCUAGCCUGCAAACGUGCUAGUUAAAAAUUGCCUGCAGCUGAUCAGUUAGUUUGCUUUACGAGCCCUUUAUCAACCAACCGACCCUUGGGAGGAAUCAGCAUAUUCUAAAGUAAUAUCCGGCUGGUGAAAUAGCCGAUGCUGCAUCAGCUACUGUGGCCUGUAGACAAAGUUAGCUUCCUGACUGCGUGUGAGAGAAGCCAGCAUGUUGCGUACGCGUGGAUCCGUCUUCCCGUCUCUUGCAUGUACAUCUGUGUCUCCGUGUGCAUGAUUGUACUCACGUUUAAUCUCUGGCUGUUUCAAGCUCUUUCUCUAAAGUUGUCUGAAGAAUAUCAAAUCAAAUCAUUUGCUAACCACUCGGCAUAUUCCAAAUUUGACUCUUCAGAAGGCCUCUGAUGACUGUUUUAGUGUUUUUUAUUUUUACGUCUUGUUCGGUUUGUGUCGGAAACACACGGACACUUUUGAGGCGCGACGCACAAUGAGGAGCUGGUGAAGAGGGCUGUUUAAUUUACUUUCUUUUUAAAUUUGAUUUUAAAUAGUUGCUGUUCACACCUAAAUGUUGAGUUACUGAUUUAGCAUCUCAGUCUAUUUAUUCUUUGGGGACUGAUACAGUUUGUAUGGCACUUUGAAAUAAACCCUUUGUCCUUUUUUUUUUUUUAUAUCGGUCAGUGAAAUUUUCUGUGAAAUCAAGUUUACAUUUAAACCACUCGAUCCUGUUAUUACGUCCACGGGCACUAGAGGGCGUCGGCGCUCUUCUCUUGUCUCUUCACGGCACAUUUUCAACAGCAACUUCAGGGUCAUUUCUAUCAGCAAAAAAAAAAAAGAAAAGAAAUAAGGCUGGGGUUUUUUUGUUUGUUUUUUGCAUUUUAAAGAAAUGUAUCUUCUGUCUGUAUAAUGCUGAUUUUUCUGUCAGCAAUAACGUGGAGAGCUGAUGAGAGCCCUUUACAGUGUCUUGUCAACGUUGCUGCAGUCACACAUUUGUCAUCCGAUCAGGCCGAGACACAUGGAUGUGCUCCAGUCCAACAUGUCUGACCACCUGAAAUGCCAAAUACUGUCUGCACACGCUUUCUUCUGGGCUUCUGGUGCUGCGUUUAGUGUUUCAGUUGUUUUCUACAAGCCCGUGUUAAAGAUGGAGUAAGCCGUUCUCGAGAAAGUCUGUUGAUCCUCGUGAAGGGGGUGUAUCUGAAAAACGUCAUUGAAUAAACGACUUCUAAGCGCACAAAGACCAUCUAAAACACAACAGAACAAAACCAAGCGAGAGUUUGUUUAAACCGGUUUUACCCUCCUAGAGUCAGCUCUAGAAACCAUCCUCUCCUAGAGGUCGGGCGUCUUGGUCCGUGUCCAUAAGCGAAGAAGCAGAGCACAGUGGUGCAGAAACAAAAGAACAAAACCUUCUUGCUAAAUAGAGAUUUAAAAAUGAUAUUUAUUUACAUAGUUUAUGUAGUUUUAAUUAAAAACAGGGUUCAUGUUGUAGGACAAUGACAAACUUAUGUGCAAAAAAUGAGACAAAACAGCAUAAAAACUUGUAAAAUUAAUGUGUGAAGCAAAAUCAAACAAUCUAAAAUACUAAAAAGCCAGACAGAAACCAGGAUAACUUCUAAAACUAGUUGUAUGACUAGGAACGUAACAACUAAUAGGAGCAACUAAAAGCCAUUGAAAACUGACUUUAGUCGCGACGUUCCCAUCAAGUUUUUUUGCCUCCAACUUUAAUAUUUUCCAGUUUUAUUUGACUGUAUAGUCAAUGACGAUCAUCUUAUCCUUUGGAAAGAUGUGCAGGAAGUCGUAGGGACGCCCUGUACACGAGCACAGACGAGCUGGUUGGACUAGAAUAGUUUAGCGUCCAUCUCUUAGAACCACUUAUUUUCGUUUCUCAAUUCCGAGAGCUAAAGCUGUGUAAGAUUUCUUAGCAGACUGUGAGGAGACAUUCGCUCAAUUUGACGUAAAGAUUUGAAUCUCUUACUCCACCUUUAAGUCCUGUCAAGAGAUGACCUCAGUCUCCUGCUCGCAUCUGGUUCGUCUCGGACCUGCUUGCAAAUCUGGAUGUAUUCCUUUGUUUCCACUUUGCGACAUGUUUAGUAUCGUGUUGGAUGAACCGUGAAAGUUCACGUCUCUUAGAUGAUGAGUUUUUCCUCUUCGGGGUGUCGGCUUUAAGGCUGUCACAUUUGAUUUUUGUUCGCCAAAAACGGCAGUGGAACAUGUUUUUGAGUUUUGUUAAUUCUGUCACAUUUUUAUAUACAUACAUGUUUAUAUAUAUAUAUUUAUCUCUUCUUCUGUUUUUUAAGGAUUUAAAUUCAAAUUGAAUCCUGUUUUCAUGGUAAAUCUGUAAAAGAAGACUUCAUGUGUAUAUUUUGGGUUGCAGAGUUUGUUUUUUUUUCCCUCCUUGUUUUAUAUUCCAUAUCAGACGUACACAAAUCUUACAACUGCGGUAAAUCGACACGUGUGAUUUACGCUCGCCGCCGCUCGCCAUCGUUGGCAGCCGAGCGGCAAGACAAGGACGGCUAGAAGCAAUAACGGCUGCUCUCCCGUGAUGUACUGUACUGUAUGUCAGCUCCUGCCUUGAUUUUAUUAACAUAAGAGCCUUUACCACAGAGUAAUACAGUUUAAGAGCACUUCAUAUCCGAGUGGUUCAGUGGGAGGAGGGGGGGAGGUUUGUUUAAAACAAAUAAAAAAAAAAACCCUCUUAUGUGCGUUUUGUGGAAGCAGCAUCAGUCUGAGGAACUCUACAGGUUCUGUCGGCUCAGGCUUCCUGCUAUUGAUUCCAGCUCUCCUCGUUCACCGCUUAUCAUCCUGUGAGCGUUGUUUAUUUUUUAUUUUUGUGGUGACGGAGCUUGAGAUGGAACCUCUCGAGUCUCCGCACCCCUCCGUCAGCCGGUUUCACAGUGAAGGAUUUCUGUUGCUCCUCUCUGUCUCCGCCACCCAUGCCAUGCCUCUUGUCGUUUGUAACGCCAUAUGUUUUGCACAUUGUGUACAUAUUUAUAUAGAUGUAAUGCAUAUUUUUAUACAUGUGUAACAUCCAUUGGGCUCUCUAUUUUGUAAAUACUCAAAAAGAUGUAUAUAAGUACUGUAUGCUUUUAUGUGUCAAUAAAAUUUGGUGUACUGUGA